GGGCCGCCUGCCCCCUGGGGGACCUCUCUCUCAGAUGGGGCUCCCCUGGGGCUGUGGCUGUCCCAGCCUCACCGGCCAUGCCAGGGGCCUCCUGACUUCCCUCGUCACUCUGCUCCUCCUCCAGCUGGGCUCAGCCCAGCUCAGAGUGGAGGGACCAGGCCAGCCUGUCACUGCCACCGUGGGGCAGGAUGUCGUGCUGCCCUGCCACUUGUCCCCUCAACAUGAUGCUCACAGCUUGGAGGUCAGGUGGAUUCGACGCACGAUAUCUGAGACAGUGCACCACUACCGCAAUGGAGAGGACCUGUAUGGGGAGCAGAUGUGGGCAUAUUCUGGGAGGACAGAGCUGGCCAGAGACGGUCUCUCUGAUGGAAGGUUGGACUUGCGUAUCUUUGGGUUGAGACCCUCUGAUGAUGGCCAGUAUGUCUGCACUGUGAAAGAUGCUGAUGAUUAUGGAGAAACUAUUGUGGAUCUGGAUGUGACAGCCACAGGCGCUGACCCCCACCUCUCCCUGGGGGGCUACGAGGCCGGAGGCGUCCGGGUGCUGUGUCGAUCGGCCGGCUGGUACCCGCUGCCGCAGCUGCUGUGGAGGGAUGCUCGUGGGCAGCACCUGCCCUCGGUCUCCCAGACACAUUCCCAGGACCAGGAGGGGCUCUUUGAAAUCGAAGGUGCCAUCAUCGUGGCCGGGAGCGUGGAGGGGCCCUUGUCCUGCGUGGUCAGGAACAGCCGCCUGCAGCAGGAGCGGGAAUCAUCCCUGCACAUCGCAGCUCCUUUUUUCCUCAACGCUCAGCCCUUUAUAGUGGCUCUGGCUCUGGUCCUUGUGCUUUUGGCUGUGUCCAUUGGCCUCGGUGUUUAUCUCUUUCGAAAGCAAGCUACACAAGCUACAGAGCUGGAGAAAAAAGAUGCAGAGCUGGAGAAACAAGCUGCAGAGCUGGCAUGGAGAAAGUUUCUGCUGCCUCACAAUACAGAUCCUGCUCCCGCUGCAGCACAGAUGGGGCUCCCCUGGGGCUGCAGCCACCCCAGUCUCACCGGCCAUGCCAGGGGCCUCCUGACUUCCCUUGUCACUCUGCACCUUCUCCAGCUGGGCUCAGCCCAGCUCAGAGUGGAGGGACCAGGCCACCCUGUCACUGCCACCGUGGGGCAGGAUGUUGUGCUGCCCUGCCACUUGUCCCCUAAACGGGAUGCUCGCGAGUUGGAAGUCAGGUGGAUUCGGCGCAUGAUAUCUGAGACAGUGCACCACUACCACAAUGGAGAGGACCUGUACGGGGAGCAGAUGGGGGCAUAUGCCGGGAGGACAGAGUUGUCCAGAGAUGGUCUCUCUGCUGGAAGCCUGGACUUGCGAAUCACAGGACUGAGACCCUCUGAUGAUGGCCUGUAUGUCUGCAUUGUGGAAGAUGCUGAUGCUUAUAACGAAGCAGUUGUGGAGCUGGAGGUGUCAGCCACAGGCGCUGACCCCCACCUCUCCCUGGGGGGCUACGAGGCCGGAGGCGUCCGGGUGCUGUGUCGAUCAGCCGGCUGGUACCCGCUGCCGCAGCUGCUGUGGAGGGAUGCUCGCGGGCAGCACCUGCCCUCGGACCCCCAGACAUAUUCCCAGGACCAGGAGGGGCUCUUUGAAAUCAAAGGCGCCAUCAUUGUGACCGGGAGCGUGGAGGGGCCCUUGUCCUGUGUGGUCAGGAGCAGCCGCCUCCAGCAGGAGUGGAAAUUUUCCCUACACAUCGCAGCUCCCUUCUUCCACAACGCCCAGCCCUGGAUGGUGGCUCUGGCUCUGGUCCUCGUGCUUUUGGCUGUGUCCGUUGGCCUCAGUGUUUAUCUCUUUCGAAAGCAAGCAGCGAAAAAGGAUGCAAAGCUGGUGCAACAAGCUGCAGAGAUAGAAGAAAAAGCUGAAAGACUGAAGGAACAAGCUGCAGAGCUGGCAUGGAGAAGGUGUCUGCUGCCUCAAAAUAGAGUGAAGGUAACCCUGGAUGCAGACACAGCUCAUCGUGACCUCAUCGUGUCAGAGGAUCACAGGAGUGUGAGAUGGGAAAUUGAAUUGAAGGACAUUCCUGACACAGAUGAGAGAUUUGAGAGUCGGUGCUGCGUGUUGGGCUAUGAGGAGUUCAGAGAUGGGAGGCACUGGUGGGAGGUGGAGGUGGAGGGGGAGGGGAAGAGAGAAAGGAAUUCUUGCUGGGCUGUGGGAGUGGCCAGGGUAUCUGUGAAGAGGAAGGGGGUGUUGAACAUGAACCCUGAAGAAGGGAUCUGGGCUGUGCAGUACGAUGAAGGACAGCUCAUGUCUCUCACAUCUCCUCGCACUCCCUUGUCCCUGUCCCCUGUCCCCACGAGGAUCUGGAUCUGUCUGGACUGCACCCAGCAGCACUUGUCUUUUAUCAACGCUGACAACGGAGUUGAGAUCUUCACUUUCACAGCAGCCAACUUCGAUAAAAAGCCCAUCCGUCCCUGGUUCCUAUUGUGGACACAGGGAAUUCAGCUGUGCUUGAGGGACAGCAACCCCCAGACCCUGUCCCCAAACCUGGGGGGCUCCUGCCCUUCUCCAGCCACUCCUGCAUCACCUCUCCUUGGUUCUGCAGGAGCAGCACAGGAAUGAGGGGCAGUGGGGCCAGGGGCUGCCCUGUGUUCCUCCCUGCUGCUGGAACAGGGCUGGGAUGCUGCAAGCAGGGACCAGGCCCCUUGAAGCCCCUGAGUUCUGCCCUGCCCCUGACUCCUGUGCUGGGGCACAAGCCCUACUGGUACCCACAGGUGUUAACCUGCCUCUGAGCCCCAGCAGGCAGCACAGGGGCUGCAGCAGCUCUCAUUGCUCCUCUCCCCUCUGCUAGCACUGCUUGCAGACCCCAGGGCAAGGGAUGUGGUCACCAUGCGCUGCUGGCCAGUGCAGGCCACCUUUGCCUCCUAGAUUGGGGUUGAUCUUUGCUCUGUGCCUGGUACUGAGCAUGAGCAGCCUUUGGGGGCUCUGUGUUACCUCCUCUGGAGCAGGGCUGUGUCAAAUAAAGUUUUGUACAGGAA
Molecule: messenger RNA, 2994 nt
Organism: Anas platyrhynchos (mallard)
Lineage: Eukaryota; Metazoa; Chordata; Aves; Anseriformes; Anatidae
Source: RefSeq, a predicted model, not a curated record